Molecule: messenger RNA, 2890 nt
Organism: Poecile atricapillus (Black-capped chickadee)
Lineage: Eukaryota; Metazoa; Chordata; Aves; Passeriformes; Paridae
Gene: DNM2
Product: dynamin 2
Cellular component (GO): membrane; cytoplasm; microtubule
Molecular function (GO): GTP binding; microtubule binding; GTPase activity
Source: RefSeq, a predicted model, not a curated record
CUCUGCGCGUUGAUUUGAUUGACAGCGCAGCCGGCCAAUGGCGGCGCGCGCUGGGGGCAGCGGGGCGGGCCCGGCGGUGCCGGAUGAGGAGACUCUGAGGGGAAGUUUGGCCGCCGCCGCCGCCGCGGGCCCCGUGAGGAGGAGCCGCCGCCGGGAGCGCGGGCCCGGCACCGCCGCCGCCGCCAUGGGCAACCGGGGCAUGGAGGAGCUCAUCCCGCUGGUCAACAAGCUUCAGGACGCCUUCAGCUCCAUCGGGCAGAGCUGCCACCUGGACCUGCCGCAGAUCGCCGUGGUGGGCGGGCAGAGCGCCGGGAAGAGCUCGGUGCUGGAGAACUUCGUGGGCCGGGAUUUCCUCCCCCGCGGCUCCGGGAUCGUCACGCGCCGCCCGCUGAUCCUGCAGCUCAUCUUCUCCAAGACGGAAUACGCGGAAUUCCUGCACUGCAAGUCCAGGAAAUUCACGGAUUUCGAGGAGGUUCGGCAGGAGAUCGAGGCCGAGACCGAGCGCGUCACCGGAACCAACAAAGGAAUUUCCCCCAUCCCCAUCAACCUGCGGGUGUAUUCCCCACAUGUGCUGAACCUGACGCUGAUCGAUCUCCCGGGGAUCACCAAGGUCCCGGUGGGGGAUCAGCCCCCGGAUAUCGAAUCCCAGAUCCGGGAGAUGAUCCGGGAAUUCAUCGCCCGCGAGAGCAGCCUCAUCCUCGCCGUCACCCCGGCCAACACCGACCUCGCCAACUCCGACGCCCUCAAAAUGGCCAAGGAGGUGGAUCCACAGGGUCUGAGGACCAUCGGGGUGAUCACCAAGCUGGAUCUGAUGGACGAGGGGACGGACGCUCGCGACGUGCUGGAGAACAAACUGCUGCCACUCAGGAGAGGCUAUAUUGGGGUCGUUAACCGGAGCCAGAAGGACAUCGACGGUCGCAAGGACAUCCGCGCCGCUCUGGCCGCCGAGCGCAAAUUCUUCCUGUCGCACCCCUCCUAUCGCCACAUGGCCGAGCGCAUGGGGACCCCUCACCUUCAGCGCGUCCUCAACCAGCAACUCACCAACCACAUCCGGGAGACGCUGCCGGCGCUGCGGAGCAAACUCCAGAGCCAGCUGCUCUCCCUGGAAAAGGAGGUGGAGGAGUUCAAGAAUUUCCGGCCGGAUGAUCCCGCCCGGAAAACCAAAGCAUUGCUCCAGAUGGUGCAGCAGUUCGGGGUGGAUUUCGAGAAGCGGAUCGAGGGAUCCGGGGAUCAGGUGGACACCCUGGAGCUCUCCGGGGGCGCUCGGAUCAAUCGGAUUUUCCACGAGAGAUUUCCCUUCGAGCUCGUCAAGAUGGAAUUUGAUGAGAAGGAUUUGCGGCGGGAGAUCAGCUACGCCAUCAAGAACAUCCACGGGGUGAGGACGGGGCUGUUCACUCCGGACCUGGCGUUCGAGGCCAUCGUCAAGAAGCAGCUGGUGAAGCUGAAGGAGCCGUGCCUGAAAUGCGUGGAUUUGGUGAUCCAGGAGCUGAUCAACACCGUCAGGCAGUGCACCAGUAAGCUGGGUUCGUACCCGCGGCUGCGGGAGGAGACGGAGCGGAUCGUGAGCACUCACAUCCGGGAGCGCGAGGGGAGAACCAAGGACCAGAUCCUGCUGCUGAUCGACAUCGAGCUCUCCUACAUCAACACCAACCACGAGGAUUUCAUCGGCUUCGCCAACGCCCAGCAGCGGAACACCCAGACCAACAAGAAGAGAGCGAUCCCAAACCAGGGGGAGAUCCUGGUGAUCCGGAGGGGGUGGCUGACCAUCAACAACAUCAGCAUCAUGAAGGGAGGAUCCAAGGAAUAUUGGUUCGUGCUGACGGCGGAAUCGCUCUCCUGGUACAAGGAUGAGGAGGAAAAGGAGAAGAAGUACAUGCUCCCUCUGGAUAACCUGAAAAUCCGGGAUGUGGAGAAGGGAUUCAUGUCCAACAAACACGUCUUCGCCAUCUUCAACACCGAGCAGAGGAACGUGUACAAGGAUCUGCGGCAGAUCGAGCUGGCCUGCGAUUCCCAGGAGGACGUGGACAGCUGGAAAGCCUCGUUCCUCAGGGCCGGGGUGUAUCCAGAGAAGGAUCAGACGGAGAGCGAGGAGGGCGCGCAGGAAAACACCUUCUCCAUGGAUCCGCAGCUGGAGCGGCAGGUGGAGACCAUCCGGAACCUGGUGGAUUCCUACGUGGGGAUCAUCAACAAAUCCAUCCGGGAUCUGAUGCCAAAGACCAUCAUGCACCUCAUGAUCAACAACACCAAGGAUUUCAUCCACUCGGAGCUCCUGGCUUUCCUGUACUCGUGCUCUGACCAGAACAGUCUGAUGGAGGAGUCGGCGGAACAGGCGCAGCGCCGCGACGAGAUGUUGCGCAUGUACCACGCGCUGCGCGAGGCCCUCGUCAUCAUCGGCGACAUCAGCACCAGCACCGUCAGCACCCCGGUACCGCCGCCCGUGGAUGACACCUGGCUACAGCCGGCGCACAGCCCCCCCGCCCAGCGCCGCCCGCCCUCGUCUCUGCUCCCCCCGGGCCGUCCCCCGUCCCUCCGGGCUCCGGGGCCGCCGCUGCUGCCCCUGCCCGGGGGGGCCCCGGCCGCGCCCCCCAUCCCGUCCCGCCUGGGCCCCUUCGGCAGCGCCAGCGAUCCCUUCCCGGCCCCGCCCCAGAUCCCAGCCCGGCCCGCCCGGAUCCCGCCCGGAAUCCCGCCCGGAGUGCCCAGGAGGCCCCCGGCGGCCCCGAGCCGCCCGACCAUCAUCCGCCCGGCCGAGCCCUCCCUGCUGGAUUAACGUGGGAUCCACUGGAUCACCCCCCGCCCUCCCCCGCGGGGACACGGGGACAGCCCGGCCCGGCCCCGCCCCCCGGGGCUGAGCCUGAUCCCGAUCCUGAUCCCAGAUCCUGGGGCUGAUCCC